AUGGAUAUCUUUGAGAAUCAAUUCCCGAAAUAUCUAUCCCCAGUUCAAAGCAUGGAAGGCAGUUCUGUUCAGGUACACGCAGAGUACACAAAUCGUAAUAAUAAUGCGACCGAUGAUACUGCCAUGUCAGGACUCGACUAUCCCAUGGGCGAUAUCACAAACAUUUCGAAACGUUCUAUAAAGCCAAAGCCACAGCAGUCUAUCAACACGGGUGAAAUUCAGCAACAAGCUGACCUGGCACGUAUGCUACAACCAACGAUUCGAGCCCUCCAGUCCGCCACUGAUAAAGCUAUUAAUAAGGCCGCAAAAGACGCAAAUGGAACAUCAAUUGAACCAAAAGUUUCAAGUGGACCGAGAACUUCGCACAUGCUUCGUCUUGAAGAAUACCAAUCGACCCUCAAGAGCCUCCUCAGGAAGCAGCCUAAGGAAACAAAAGAAAGUCAAGCCGAUCCCAGCGUACCAAACACCAAGUCAAAGAAAAAGAAGAAGAAGAAUGGUGGUGUCAACACUCAAGCCAACAAUACAUCAGGAGGUUCUGUUCAAAAACCCAAAAAGAGAAAGUCAAAGGAAGGAUCAGGAGAACAGCACAUGGCAUUCUUAAUCGCACGUCGCAAGAAUGAGGAUGCGAGGAAGUUUGCCAAUGCUGAGAGGGCUGCUAGGGCGGAUACAGACAUGAAGUUGGAUGUCUCAGACAAGGGAUCAGAUCCACGACACUGGCAGACAUUGUACGAACAGGAGUAUCACACACGUACUGCAAAAUUGAGAGAAAGACAGAUCAGGGAUGAGAAUGCAUUAAUGUUAGCUUUUGGUGGUCUUUCUUUUGGUGGGUCAAAGGAUGCGGGUGAUGAUUAUGAUCCAUUAAUAAGAUUGUUUGUUCGGCUAACUUAUAAAGUGAAGUGA
Messenger RNA from Sclerotinia borealis F-4128, 900 nucleotides. NCBI's taxonomy places the organism in Eukaryota, Fungi, Ascomycota, Leotiomycetes, Helotiales, Sclerotiniaceae. The record is from the annotation of a GenBank genome assembly.